AUGAGUACCAAACCUCCGUUCACUUUGUAUGGUUCUAACGCCAGCCCAUACAGCUGUAAAAUACGGGCAUUUUUGAGAUAUAGACGUAUACACUUUAAGUGGGCGGCACUGAACCCGAUGGAGAUAAGCACACAUGUGAAUCCAAGCAUCAGGAAGCUCAGGACGAAAUUGAUUCCGAUACUCGAGUGGCCCGACGGUAGAGUUCUCGACGACUCAACAGUUAUCAUAGACGUUCUCGAGGAAGAGUUUCCUAUUGGUCGCAAUGUGUUGCCUCCAUCGGGCCCUGAGCGUUUCUUGGUAAAACUAUUGGAAGAUUUCUUCGAUGAGUGGUUUAUGAAAGCGACGUUUAAUACAAGAUGGUCCUCUGAGGCCGAUAGAGAUUGGGCCAGUCGAUGGAUUAUAGCCGAUCAAGUGAUGUCCUCUCCUAAGCUAUUCAAUUUGCCCGACCCCUCGCAAAGAGAGGCUCUCACCAAGUUCUUUAGAGACAGACAGGUUGGUAGACUGCGACUAGUCGGAUGUGAAGAUGACAAGCUGUGGCAGUAUGUGAUGCAUCAAGUUGUUGGAGCCUUGGACGCACAUCUGAGAGACGAUAACGCCUUCCGCUUCCUCCUCGGACCACGCCCAACUGCUGCUGACUUUGCGCUGUAUGGCCUUCUCAAGCAACUUUCACUCGACCACACGACUGGAUACAUCAUCCGAGAUCGAUUCACCGCUGCUCUGCUAGACUUGGCUGCUACCAAGAAGAAUUCCGGUGUAGUGACCAUUGACAAUUUACUCGGUGAAGACACUUCCCGUACGAUUAUUAUGAUGAAGACGGUUAAUGAGGACAGCGUUAUGAAAGCUCUGACUCAGCUGGUCGAGGAGCUCAACAUCCCCAAACCCUCGAUGUUUUAUACUCCUACUAAUCACUCUGCUGUGCAUUUCGAGUCCUCUGGUGUUGGUUUUUGCACUGAGUGUUUGAAGAAAAAGGUAGCUAUAAUGGAGAUUCCUUGUGGUAAGGAAUACGGAGGUAAAGCUUAUAUGUGCGAAGAGUGUUAUAGUAAACGUGAUGAUGCUGGCCCUGUUUUCAAGAUCGAAUACUAG
Perkinsus marinus ATCC 50983 is the source of this 1083-nucleotide messenger RNA. RefSeq lists its product as hypothetical. The transcript has 8 exons. The coding region runs from base 1 to 1083 and encodes 360 amino acids. The record is from RefSeq and is a predicted model, not a curated record. Gene Ontology annotation, cellular component: cytoplasm. Lineage: Eukaryota; Perkinsozoa; Perkinsida; Perkinsidae.